AAUUUCUAUACAGAGAUGCCAAUAGCAGAACUUCUGGGUGUGCAGUUUGACAUGCAGCUCCUGGGUAAAUUAACGCUCUCUGUGGCCGCCAUGCUUUGCGUCUCCUUUGUUUUCAAAUUCUACCACACCAGGGCACAAAAUAGACGGCGGGGUAAUGGAAGACAUCACUUGCAAAGCGGCACACAAGCAACCCAAGGAAGCAAGAGCACCUGCAAGACAGAGCAAGAACCACAGAGUAAAGCUGCCAAGGAAGAGUCUGAGAAGGAGAAUAAUUUUCAACAGUCCUCUAAGAAGCUUUUGCAAGAAACCCUAAAAACUGCCAAUGCUUCAACUGAGAGAAGCCAGCCUUCGGAAACUAUGGACUUGGACAGUUGUGCAAAGGAGGAAAUGGCAGGGAACAGCAACAUAACGGAGGAUGUGGGCACAGAAGUGGACAAGGAAAAGGAUGUGGUAAAUAAAGCCAAACUGAUGUUGACCUUAGAACCCCCUGCCCCUGAUGUACCUGAAAAAGAUCAAUUCAGUCCAAGUGGACUGCGAUCACCAUGCCUAGUAAAAAAGCUAGAUAGUAGUACAGGUAUUGGAAGGGAGCUGAGACAGGACCUUGGUUAUCAAGGCAUGUUCCCCAGUUUUCAGUCAAAGGCAGAAAUCAAAGUAGAGAAUGCGAACCUCAUCUUGGAUGAUUCGAGUAAUCGCAGACCUGGAGUUCAUGGAAAGAUCUAUGAUUACUAUGUAGAGUCUUCCUCUCAUUUAAUCUCAGAUUUAAGCCCUACCCGGACUGUCAGUCCAGUCUAUGGUCAGACCGAAGGCAACACUCUGUUUAAAUCCCAAUCUAUGGAUUUGCCUCAUUUCAAGGAGCGCUCACGGACACCAAGUCCACAACCUUCCAGUUUCAUUAUGAGAGAUCUUAAAAUAUAUCCACAAAUUACUAAUGAGCCUCCUGUUAAGUCCAGCAGGCAAGUAAUCAUCCGCCAAGACAGCUAUCUAAGCGCUGCAGACUCUGAGCUUCUGAUUCCCAUUCCCACACUGAGGACGUUAACACCUCGUAGCUGUUCUUCACACCCCAAUGACAGGUCUUCAAGCCCGUUAGACACUGAUAAAGCAAACAUGGAUAAAACUGAGGAACCACAGGUGGAAGAUGUUGCCAGGGCAAAAUUCAUACACUUUCCAGAGAACAUGGGAAAUGCAGAACUUGAGAGUCUUACGGGAAAGCUUGAUUUAGGCAACUGCUUGGAGGCUUUAGAGCUUGCUAAAAAAAACAGUCGCACUGCCCUUCAGCAGGCUGCUCUCCGUGUUAUGUCUGAUAAUUACCUCCAGGUCCUCAGAGAUCCAGCCCUUUUUGGCAGACUAAGAGCAGGGGAGCGUGAGAACAUCCAAAUGCAGCGCAUGAAAGGAAGGAAGUGGUUAAUGGUCGCUGAUAUGGAGUCCAAAGACUGGAGUAGAUGUCCAUCACAGUCUACAGAUCUGGAUCCAGUUAAGACAUCCAGUAAAAUGUAUUACUAUGAUGAUUAUAAAGACAGUUGGCAUCUUCAUAGCCACAUUCCCCAGGAAGUGUUAUCUAAAGGUUGUGCCAUGUGCACCAUGGAUAAUUAUCUGUUUGUCGCAGUGGGCUUUCAAGGGCCUGACCGUGAAGCGACCCCUUCAAAGAAAGUGUACUGUUAUAAUCCAGUAACUUCUAUUUGGAGUGAAAUAAGCCCCAUGAAUGAGGCAAGGCCUCACUGCAAACUUGUGGCUCUGCAGGGCCAUCUUUACGCCAUUGGAGGAGAAUGUCGAUCAACAGUUGAGCGGUACGACCCCAGGACUAACAGAUGGUCCUUUGUCGCACCUCUUCCAAACGAGACUUUUGCUGUAGCCCACCGUGCCACGGCUUGCAACGGUGAACUGUUUGUGGCAGGGGGUACUUUGAGAUACACCCUCUUACGCUACAAUCCCAAGACCAACACAUGGCGUGAGAGCAUGAUCGUGGGGCGUAAGGACAGAACCAUGGAAAUGGUGGCGGUGAGAAACUUCCUGUAUCGCUUUGAAGUUAGUCCUCUUGGCAUCAGUGUGUAUCGCUACCAUGCAGUGGCUCGGUUGUGGUACGAAUGCUCCUCGAUAUGCCUCCCCCAUUGCACUACCUUUCAGUGUGUGACCAUGGACAACAUUAUCUACUGUGUGAGCCGACAAUUCACUUUGAGGUUUCUUGCAGAUGAGGUAUCUCCGAGCUUUGUCAUUCAGGAUUUAAAAGUGCUCUCGCCAGCGAAAGGCAUUUUGUUUCCUUUUGUCCUUGUGCUGCCCGACAUGACCAAUCUACAAACCCCUGUUUAAGCAAGGUCAAACCUUUCAAGUAAGAGGCCGUCUUAAGCAUACACUCUGUUUAUAUUCUCAGGACCAGGGCUUUUUAUGUUAGUGGAAUGUACCGUUAAUUAAUAUUAAAAUUAGUGGCAAUCAAAAUGAAAUAUCAAAGCUAUUACAUUCAAUUGUUCAGCUACAUCACAAUUACACAGCACUUACUAAUAAAUAAAUAAAUUUGCUGUCUCAUUGAAAGUGAUCUGUUUGUUUUCGACUUCCAUCCACUCUGAUGUCUAAAUCAUCCUUUAAAUCUUGGAAAUGUCUUGUGCAAGCACCUAAAGUGUUUUACUAAAUAUACUGCUUUGAAACACUGUGUAGAUAAUGUCAUCCAAUCAAUACUGUAUGUAGAAUAAAGCCAAACCACAGUCAUAGAGCUGCCAUAACAAACAACAUGAAAGGCUGGCAUUACCACAAUUUAUGUAAGCUAGAUAAUUAUAUUCAUUGCAUUUUUCCUUGGCAUACUAGCAGUAAUAUUUCUUUGCAUAGCACAUUGAUCUUACAUGAUAUCAACGUUUUUUUUUUUUUUUAUCUCUGCAUUGUAUUGUCUUUUGUAUCAUUUUAUUUUUCAUGCACUCGCACGAAUCUGGUCACGAGAAUGGGAUAUAUUUUCAGCAAAUGGUUUACUCAUGAAUCAUAUUCAUGUCAACACAUUGCCUCUACUUAUGGUCCACUUAUGGUUCUUUCCAUAGACAUUUUUACAUCAAAGAAGCACUUUGGGGAGCUCAGAGGAAGAGUUUAUGUCCUCUUUAUGUAUACCAUUAAACAUUAUAGAGAGAACUAAUGAUUUAAUGUGUAAGCAAAGAAGAACCACCUCUUCAUGCACAAUUCUG
Molecule: messenger RNA, 3158 nt
Organism: Xyrauchen texanus (razorback sucker)
Lineage: Eukaryota; Metazoa; Chordata; Actinopteri; Cypriniformes; Catostomidae
Product: kelch domain-containing protein 7A-like
Exons: 1
Coding region: 16-2304 (762 amino acids)
Molecular function (GO): protein binding
Source: RefSeq, a predicted model, not a curated record